AUGUCAGUGCCCCUGCUGGGCAACUGGGCCUGCCACUCCUUCACAUCCCACGGCAACGUUCCCAUCAGCUCCCCUCUCAGCCACUCAGCCUCUUGGAGUUCAUCGCCUGGCCAGACUCACUCAGGAGACACCCAAAGCAACCAGACCACUGGCAUGCACACCAGCAUCAGCGAGAUCCUGAAGGAGAAGAGCCUAAAGCCAUCCCGCCGCAGUCUGCCCUGCCUGGCCCAAAGUCAAACCCAUCCCCUCAACCUCAACCACUUUUUGUCCGUACCUCUGAGCCCGGAGCCCAAAGCCCGAGUGGAGGUUCUGAGUCAGAGCAUCAGCACCUCCUGCAGCCUCCUGCCUCCACAGACAGCAGAGGAUGGCAAGGAUGACUACACGGAGGAGUCUGAGGCAACCGCAUGUGAAACCAGAAUAGACGGCUCACUUCUGCCCCGAAAACCUAGCACACGGGCCAGGCUUGAGGCCCGCAUCGAUUCCCUCAGGGGAAGAAACCCAUCAGAUGAAUCUGGGCUCUUUUUCCGCGAUGGUAAAAAGCGCAUCGACUACAUCCUGGUUUACAAGAAGUCCAGUCCACUGGUGGAGAAGAGGUGCACGUUCGAGAAGAAUUUACGUGCUCAGGGCUUAAUGCUGGAAAAGGAGCCUUCCUUGACAAACAAUGACAUCAUGUUUGUCAAAGUCCACACUCCCUGGGACACACUUUGUAAAUAUGCAGAGCAGAUGAACAUCCGGAUGCCUUUUAGGAAAAAAUCCCACUUUACAGACUGGAAAAGCAAAACCUUGGGCAGCCGCUUCCAUCUGAGAUGUCGUCAGAUCAAGAGCUGGUUUCCCAGAAAUCCCAUGAAGCUGGACAAAGAGGCAUUGCCUGACCUGGAGGAGACGGACUGCUACACUGCCCCCUUCAGUCGAGCACGCAUGCAUCACUUCACUAUAAACAACAGAGCGACCUUCUUCUCCAACUCGACCAGAAGCAGAAUAGUCCACCAUGUCCUGCAGCGCACAAAAUAUGAGGAUGGAAAGUUAAAAAUGGGUAUCAACCGGUUACUGGGCAACAACACGUACGAGGCGGCCUUUCCUCCACAUGAGGGAGGAUACAAGAGCAGGCAUCCUAUUAAGACGCAUGGUGCCCAGAACCACAGGCACCUGCUUUAUGAGCGGUGGGCCCGUUGGGGGAUGUGGUACAAGUACCAGCCUCUGGACCUCAUCAGGCGCUACUUUGGAGAGAAAAUCGGUCUUUACUUUGCAUGGUUGGGUUGGUAUACUGGCAUGUUGAUCCCCGCUGCUCUGGUCGGCGUCUUUGUCUUCCUCUAUGGACUCUUCACCAUGGACUCCAGCCAAGUCAGCAAAGAAAUUUGUGAAGCAAACACAACAAUGUGUCCAAUGUGUGAGGAGACGUGCAAGCCGUGGAAGCUGAGUGACAGCUGUGUCUAUGCAAAGGUGACCCAUCUUUUUGACAACGGUGGGACCGUUUUCUUCGCUAUCUUCAUGGCUAUUUGGGCCACUGUCUUCCUGGAGUUCUGGAAGAGAAGGAGGGCAGAAUUGACCUACGACUGGGAUCUCAUCGACUGGGAGGAGGAGGAGGAAGAGCUGCGGCCGCAGUUUGAAGCCAAAUAUUCUAGAAAGGAGAGAGUCAAUCCCAUAUCUGGCAAGCCUGAGCCUUUCCAGCCCUUCUCAGACAAACUCAGCCGGCUCAUGGUGUCUGUGUCCGGAAUAUUCUUCAUGAUUUCCCUGGUCCUGACCGCCGUGUUUGCCGUGGUGGUUUUCCGUCUCAUCGCCAUGGAGAAGUUUGCGUCGUUCAACUGGCAUUUUGUGAAAAAGAACUGGCAAUUUGCCACCUCUGGCACAGGCGUCUGCAUCAAUUUCAUGAUCAUCAUGUCUCUCAACGUGGUGUAUGAAAAGGUGGCCUAUCUGUUAACAAAUCUUGAGCACCCAAGGACAGAGUCUGAGUGGGAGAAUAGUUUUGCUCUCAAGAUGUUCCUCUUCCAGUUUGUAAACUUGAACAGCUCCACCUUCUACAUUGCAUUCUUCCUGGGAAGGUUUGCUGGCAGACCUGGAAAAUACAAUAAACUGUUUAAUCGGUGGCGACUGGAGGAGUGUCACCCAAGUGGCUGCUUGAUCGAUCUGUGCCUGCAAAUGGGUGUCAUCAUGUUUUUCAAACAAAUCUGGAAUAACUUCAUGGAGCUCGGUUAUCCGUUGCUGCAGAACUGGUGGUCUCGUAGGAAGAUGAAGAAAGGAGGCAGUGCUGGAGGGCCCAAUGUGGAGACUAAAAGUCAGCUACCUCAGUGGGAUAAAGACUGGAAUCUGCAGCCCAUGAACGCACACGGGCUAGUAGAUGAGUACCUUGAAAUGGUCCUCCAGUUUGGCUUUACCACUAUCUUCGUAGCCGCGUUCCCACUGGCUCCGCUUUUGGCUCUGCUCAACAACAUCAUCGAGAUCCGUCUGGAUGCGUACAAGUUUGUCACCCAGUGGCGAAGACCCAUGCCUGCCAGGGCCACAGACAUUGGUAUCUGGCACGGAAUCCUUGAAGGCAUUGGGGUCCUCGCCGUCAUCACCAACGCCUUCGUUAUUGCUAUCACCUCGGACUACAUCCCUCGCUUCGUGUAUGCCUUCAAAUACGGGCCCUGCAUGGACAGAGCGUACCGUCACGAUGAUGAGUGUUUGCGAGGCUACAUGAACAGCAGCCUGUCUGUGUUUGACAUGAGCGUACUAAAGAACAGCAGCGAGCCAGAGUACUGCAGGUACCGGGACUACAGAGCGCCACCUUGGAGCACGGUACCCUACGAGUUCACUCUGCAGUUCUGGCACGUUCUGGCUGCCAGACUGGCCUUCAUUAUCGUCUUUGAGCACCUGGUGUUUGGCAUCAAAUCCUUCAUCGCGUACCUCAUUCCGGACAUGCCCAAGGACCUGUGUGACCGAAUGCGCAGGGAGAAGUACCUCAUGCAGGAGAUGAUGUACGAGGCGGAGCUGGAGCACCUUCAGAAGGAGCGCAAGAAGAACGGACUGCGGUAUCACCACGAGUGGCCUUAA
Molecule: messenger RNA, 3030 nt
Organism: Nerophis lumbriciformis (worm pipefish)
Lineage: Eukaryota; Metazoa; Chordata; Actinopteri; Syngnathiformes; Syngnathidae
Source: RefSeq, a predicted model, not a curated record